Symbiodinium sp. CCMP2592 is the source of this 2178-nucleotide messenger RNA. The record is from the annotation of a GenBank genome assembly. Lineage: Eukaryota; Dinophyceae; Suessiales; Symbiodiniaceae.
AUGGCCAGACCACUCGUUGCACUUCUUCUGGUCACAUGCGGCAAGGUGUGUGCGCUAAGCAUUGCCGGCUUCGUGCAGGACCAGUGCUUUCUUGAAAGAGCCCACAGCGUCGCAAUCUCCGGCAACUUCGCUUAUGUGGGGGGUUAUCACCCGGAGAGCGGGUUGACUGUGAUGGACAUUUCAGACCCAAGCCGACUUGUCGUAGUUGGAGGACUCUUCCACAGGUACUUGACAUACCCUCGGGAGAUUGUCAUUGUAGGCAACUAUGCUUACGUGCUAGUUGGUGGGGGAAUUCAACAAGGCUUGACGGUGGUCAACAUAGCAGAUCCGGGCAACUUGACGGUCGCAGGCUUCAUAGAAGUUCGGGGACAGACAUUCCCAAACACGGUGUCCUUCCUUGCAAUCGAUGGGAACUACGCCUACCUGUCGGGGACAACAACAGACAUGUUCGGCGGGGUGCCUGAUCCUUUUGGGGGCUUCUCACCGCCGCCGAAUCGAGGGAAACUCGUCGUGCUCAACAUCGAGGACGUGAGCAACAUCACCAUCGCAGGCUCCAUGGACGUCGACUACACGAACGGAGCACAUGGUGUUGCGACGGGGCAGGGCUAUGCCUACGUCGCGGUGGGAGCUGCGUCAGAUACAGGAACAUCUCCUUCCGGAAGUCCCGGAUCCUUUCAAGCGAUCAACAUCUCAGAUCCGAACAAUCUGGCUGUUGCAGGUUCCGUCCAAGACAGUGCGCUCAUCGGGGCCGGGUCGGUUGCAAUCCUGGGGGACAUCGCUUACGUGGUCGUUGCGAAUGGCCUGACGGCCGUCAACAUCUCCAACCCUGGCAGCAUGACCAUUACGGGCAGCAUCCAAAACUCCAUGUACUUCAAGGGAGCGUUUGACAUUGAGAUUGUUGGGGACAUUGCUUUCGUGGUUGGGCAUAAUCUGGUAUCAUCGUCUCCCGGAGUUUACCAGGGAGUCUUGACGGCAGUCAAUAUCUCCAACCCAAGCAGCCUCUCCAUCGCAGACUCCAUUCAAAAUUCCGUUCAACUCAACGGAGCACAUGGCGUUGCAGUCUCUGGAGACUACGCUUAUGUUGCCGCCGUUCAUAACGACGGCUUGGCGGUGGUGAAUGUUUCCGACACCCUCAACCUUGCCUUGACAGGAGCUUUCGAGGACUCCAACUCUCCAUUCUCCGCGCUUGAUGGGGUCUCGGACGUGGCCGUGACUGCAGACUUUGCUUUUGUGGUUGGUAAAUCCCACCACAGCUUUGCAGUGGUCAACAUCACGGACCUGCGCAGCAUGACCAUCGCAGGAGCGAUCCAAGACCCUGUGCGGCUGGAGGAAGCUACCUCCGUGGCGAUCGGUGGGAACUAUGCUUUCGUGACCUCAUCGCAGAACUUUAGCUUGACGGCGAUCAACAUCGAAGAUCCAAGUCACCCCGUCAUCGUGAGUUCUGUCCAUGACUACCAGCUUGUACUAGCGUCUGAGGUUGCCCUGCACGGGAACUUUGCUGUCGUGCGCUCUUCAAGGGGUUUGACUACAAUUAACGUCACAGACCCAACAAACUUGGAGAUAGUAGGCCAGAUACCACUGGAUGUCCGCUCCGAACUCUUGGGGGACGUGCGUGGCCUAACCAUAUCCGGAGAUUAUGCUUACGUGACCAACUCCCGCGGCCUGGCGGUGGUCAACAUCAGCGACCCCGUCGGCAAUUUGUCCAUCCUCGGAUCAGUCCCUGACGAUGAAGACCCCAACAACCUUCUCUCGCAGCCGGGGGCGGUCGCCAUCUCGGAGAACUUCGCCUACGUGGCCGUGAAUACCAACAACGCGCGGGGCUUGGUUGUGGUCAACAUCACAAAUCCAGAAGGCAACCUGAGCAUCGCGAGCUUCAUCUCAGACCCUCGGCUGUUUGGAGCGACCAAAGUUGCAAUCACUGGGAACUAUGCUAUCGUGGGCCUUACCGACGUCAACACUCUCUAUGACGACGAAGCUGGUCUUGCUGUGGUUGACAUCUCAGACCUGAAUAACCUCACCGUCAUUGAAGUCAUCAGAGACUAUGGCCGCUUUACCGGGCUCAACGGGGUGAACAUCUUUGGGGGCUAUGCGUGGGCCACUGCAUCUGACGCCGAUGGUGUGGUCUUAGUGGCCUUGGGCACCGGGGCGGCACUUGUGAAAAAGCGCAUCGCAAGAUGA